UAAACGCGGGUGUGGCCACACGAGACGCCCAGUUCGAGUAAUUGGGAAGACAAACAUUUUGCUGGCGCGUUUUUAGUAUAGCUAUUAUACGGUAAACUAGGCGUGGACGAUUUCCAGCUAUGCAGGGCCUUCGAAGAAAAUUUACUGCAGCAUUGUAUUGCACUGCGCUGCAGUUCUGUCUGUGGGAUACGACGCUAGGCUGUCGCUUGGCUACACCAGACGAAAAAGCUGCCUUACAAAAUGAUGAGGGUUCUGGCGAUGGGGAGCGCGACACGGGCACCUUGAUGCCACAAACCGCCGCCAUAGUACGCGGAGCAUCCCCCGACUCUGAGGUUCCGGAGGAGACUGAGCAAGACUUCGAGGAGCGUGCUGCGUCGGAACCACGCAAAGAUUGGAUUCUGGCAAUAGAAAAAGCCCGUAAAGCGCUGAAAGGGUCCGCAGGCGAGUACAACAGCAUGGCCAACCCCGGCAUUCGCGUAACGAAUUUAAAGGAAGAAGAGCAAACCGAUCGUAAGUUGAAGAAGUACCAGCUCGUGUUACGUGUCGACGGCGAAACUUGCGCAGUUACGGUGAAACAGGAAUUCGACAAUAAGUAUACGGUCGAAGAAGCUAUGGACGAAGAAAAAGUGCAGCUUCUUCUGAAGAAGAGUAAACCUGAUUGCAUAAUGUGGUUUCAACUAACUUAAUAAACAUACACAUGACUAGACCGAAUAACAGUCAUCGCUUGUUGACAAUGUUAACAGAUUUCCUCUGACUAAUAAAACACAAAUGAGGCGUUUGCAUCCGUUUUCCGAAAAAUUACUCAUUAGGCUGUGUUUAAUGAGACGCAACGAUAGCUUUUGCCUGAAACAGAGUUGUUAAAACUAGCGUUGAUUUGUAAUUGUCGAAAACACGAAUAGGCCAUAUGCAUGUACGAGCAGCAAGUGAGUGACAGUCCCACAACUCUAUAGUAGGACUUUAAGAAACUGGCGUUUCUAUAUGUUUUUUUUUUUUUUUUUUAUUUCUACAGGUUAUUUCGAUUUAGUCGUUAAGUAAUGUAUCGAGCAGUGUUAAAUGCACAAUACACUUGGCCAGAUUAAUGAGGGUCCUAAGAUCGAUUCGAAUGAUUUUCCAUUUCUAGCUGUGUCUACUCUAUUCGAAGGACUAGAAUGGCAGCGUCGUUUGAGCCACUUAGAUUUAAAAGUAACAAAAAUAUCUGUUUAAUGCAGCCAUUAAUCCGUAAAUCGACUAGCUAAGGACUACGUAGGUCCAAGAGGAAAAAGCCGAAUUGGGUGUGUAGGGCAGGGUGGAAAAGAUGUUUUGGAACAUUCACAACAUAGGUUUAGACCUUUGCAGCAACGUCAGUCUACUUAAAACUAUAGUUUAACGAUUUCAGCUAGUCUUUGUUGCUUCCAACACAAUACCCAUUUGCCAGCGUGCUCAUAUUUUACUAUGUAUAUUUAUGCGCAGAGGUUCCAGUCUAUCAUUUCCAUCUCUUUUUAACUCAUCGUGUGCAUUCCCAAAACGGCCAAGCGUUAUCAGUUCCAUAUCGAGCUAGUCGAUUUAGCUUAAAGUCGACUUUUUUGUCGAAGACAUGUUUUUUUCAUUUUUAUAAUUAUUAUAAACGCGACAGGCUUUUACGACACGGCUUUGCCUAAUAGUGGUUGCCAUAUCUCCGCGGUGCAUACAUUGUGUGACAAAGCAGAAAAGCAAGUUACCUCUGAUGACAUUCUUUGUUUAGCAAUUCUAAGCUCAUCUCUGGACUGAAUGCUUAAAACAAGCCUAUCAAACCCUGUGUCAAGCCUGUGUUUUGAGUAAACCUCUAAUUUGAAAUCGGGUUAUCCAGUAGUGCAAUGACCCGAAGUACUUAGUAGGCAGUACUUGAGUUACAAGUUGCCAUCCGUGGAAAGGAAAUCCUCCAUUGAAACGAACUACAGGGUACACUCAGGAUAAAGGUAUUUUAGCUCCGACAAGUGUGAGUAUCCGCGCUGUCAAUCAACAAGAGUAAUCGUUGAACAUUGUAGCCAACGUAAAUUAAUCAUCCUGUUUGGCAGAUGUCUAUAAGGACUUCGUAGGCGUUUGCGCAGGCCUUCGGAAACGUUGAUAUGAAUUUUAAUGUAAUGUUAAAAGGCAUUUGCUGAUAUGUCGGUCAGGCGCGACGCGUCUGACUAAGGAACUUCGAGUAACGAAAGAGUUUUCUGUUAUGUCCGUUAUAAUUAUUAUAAACGCGACAGGCUUUUACGACACGGCUUUGCCUAAUAGUGGUUGCCAUAUCUCCGCGGUGCAUACAUUGUGUGACAAAGCAGAAAAAAGCAGAAAAGUUAUCGUUAUUUACAGAACAGUAAGAUCUAGAUCUAGAACUGAGAAAUAUGGCAGACUAUCACGGGUAUUCUAUCCAGACUAAAGCUACAGGCACGGACGCUUCUAUAAACGUUGCCGAAUGCUCACCGCAUUCGUAAUUGAGCUUAUAUAAUAUAAAAAAUAAUAAUAUACUGAGCGACCCUAUAAUGAAAUUGUUUUCGAAUAUCUAUUUCCCGUUGUGACGAUUUUCUUCAUUCAUCAACCUGUCUGAAAGAUCUCUGUUCGUCACAGAUUUUUUAAUCGUUACUCGAACCAACGAGGGGUCCAUCAAACAUUCAUCGCAGAUCUUCUUUGUUUUAUCGAACUUUUAGCUAAAAAAAGCUGGACAGAACGCAAAAUGUCGGCUAGAUUGCGUUAGCACUCGUGCGUCAGGAGUCUUCGGGAAUAGGUUCACAUUGUUUGCGCGUUUAUUAAGCUUGAAAAUGCAUGAAUAGUUAGAGGAUAUAACGCUUACUGGCUAAUUAAUUUCGCUGCCAUAACAUUAUAGUCUAACCGAUAUAAGUUCAACGAUUGAAUUUUCAUUCCACUUUGUUUCGCAACGAUGAAGAGAUCAAGCGAAUGUCUGGGUCCGUGUAAGUAAAAAUUGUUGUUAAUGAUACCAAUAUGUAGAAUGCAGGAGAAGUUUUAUGCUACAAUGUAAGCUGUUUCGUCUUUAAGAACAAAGCCAACAUUUGGCUGCGAUGAAAAUUCGCUCAGAAAUUGUUUUGUUGUUGUACAGGUAGCUGCU
Messenger RNA from Varroa destructor (honeybee mite), 3067 nucleotides. RefSeq lists its product as uncharacterized. The record is from RefSeq and is a predicted model, not a curated record. Lineage: Eukaryota; Metazoa; Arthropoda; Arachnida; Mesostigmata; Varroidae.